AUGUUGGGUUCAGGGGGACAUACAAUGGAAAUGCUAUCGCUUCUCCAAGCGCUACCGCGUAACGAGUAUGGCCCCCUGGUCUGUAUGGCGUCGUCGGGCGAUAAAAUGAGCCUAGAAAAGGCGAGUACGGUCCUUUCCGAUGCUUUGGCAUCGCAGCAUCCGUGGCAAGGGAUGGUUCUGCCGCGUGCGCGCAACGUCGGGCAGACGUGGACCUCCACGCCUUGGUCCGUCCUGCGUAGCAUGGCGUAUGCGGUAUGGUACAUAGGGUUUGCGCCCUACCUGCAUGGCUAUACAGAUCGUGCCUGUGCAGAUAUCUUGCUGAUGAAUGGACCAGCUACCUGCGUGCCUUUGGUUGUGGCAGUAUGGUGUGCAAGAAUAUGUGGAUGCCCAGCCCCACGUAUGAUCUAUGUGGAAUCCAUCGCUCGCGUAUCUACGCUCUCAUUAACAGGUCGCCUCCUUCGGCAUGUUGUGGAUGUCUUUGUCGUCCAGUGGCCCACAGCGGAUCCCACAGCUUUUCCGUGGGGGGAUAUCGGAGUGUUGGUCAGUUGA
Molecule: messenger RNA, 549 nt
Organism: Malassezia pachydermatis
Lineage: Eukaryota; Fungi; Basidiomycota; Malasseziomycetes; Malasseziales; Malasseziaceae
Exons: 3
Coding region: 1-549 (182 amino acids)
Biological process (GO): dolichol-linked oligosaccharide biosynthetic process
Cellular component (GO): UDP-N-acetylglucosamine transferase complex
Source: RefSeq, a predicted model, not a curated record